AACUAGUGUACCGGGCAGUUGCUCUAGCAUACCACCUAGAGGGUCUUGCUACGAAAGAUAGUUUCAAACCAAAGACACGCUCGAAACUCUGAGGACACGAGGUCAUGGCCACCAAAUCACGAGCUGGAGUCGGCGGCGGAAAGUAUUACAUCGCCACCGAUGGGGCGCUGCAGACCCUCGCUGACGCCAGGGUGACCCGCAGCGGCGAGAAGAGGGAGCUGGUGGCCUUGAACGACCGCUUCGCCAGCUACAUCGAGAAGGUGCGGUCCCUGCAGGAGCGCAGCACUAGGCUGACGACCCAGAUCCGAAUCCAGGAGGCAAGUCGGAUUGAGGAGAGAAACAUCACGGAGGUGUACGAGACGGAGCUGACGGAGCUGCGCGCGCUGGUGGACCAGCUCACCCAGGAGACGACUCAGCAGGAGGCCGAGAGGGCCAGCUGGCAGGCACAGGCCGAGGAGUGGCAGGCGAAAUGCGAGGCCGAGACUGCUGCAAAUGCAGCAAGGAGGGCUGAGCUUGCAGCGGUCAAGAAGGAGGUGGAUGCGGCGACUGUGGAGCGUGUUGGAGUGGAAAACAGGCUGACCACAGCACAGGAGGAGAUUGAGUUCUUAAAGAGGGUCUAUGAUGAGGAGACAAGGUGGGUGCAGAGCCAGCUGAACGAGGCCGUGGCCAUAGCUGAGACGGAGACGCCAUUCUUUGCAGGCCCGGACCUGAGCGAGACGCUGCGUGAGAUCCGCCUGCAGUACGAGAUCAUGGGCCAGGCCAACAGGGAUGAGGCCGAGGCCAAGUACAAGGUCAAGUUCAGCGAGCUGUCCCGGCAGCGGGAGGCGGAUAACGAGUCUCUGCUCGCCCUCCGGUCCGAGCUGACCAACCUGAAGGUGACUCUACAGUCCAUCACCGGCGAGACGGAGGCUCUAAGGAGCAAGUCCGGUUCGCUGGAGUCGACCAUGGCGGAAACAGAGGCCCGCCGACUGAGGGAGAUUGCUGAGUACAAGGUCGCUAUCGCCGAACUGGAGCGGCAGAUCGAGAGGAUGAGGGGGGAGAUGACCCAGCACAGCGUGGAGUACCAGGAGCUGGUGAACAUCAAGAUGUCACUGGAUGUGGAGAUAGCGGCCUACAGGAAGCUACUGGAGGGAGGAACUGGGGCUCUUCAGUUCUAAAGCAGUCCUGAGGUCAACAGUCCUGAGGUCACCAUGCAGCCGUGAGGUCAGGCAUGAGGUCACGAUGGAAAUUAAGUCCUCCAGCUCUAGAGGGAAGAUCGUACUGUAUGCACCUUAGUCUGCAGUUCGCGCUAUAUAACGAAGCCAUGUGUCAUACUGUAUCGGGGGAAAAGUACAAUGCACUUGUAUUCAUCACAGAAUAGCAUUGUUCUUGAUCUUUAUAUCACCUCGUUUCCAGAUAAAUUUUCAAUAUGCAUGAUGUAGUCCUUUCCACGAGUAUUCUUUUUUGUAUGCGACAUACUACAUAUACGCAAUGAUGCAUUGGGUAUUUACUGAAUGACGUAAAAGAUCAAAAAUAAAAAUGUGUAAAAUCAAUUCCUUUUCGGGUGUUCUUAUAUACCCCAUGUAGAAAUUAGCAUUUCCAAUCAAUUAUCAUUUUAACAGUAAUACGUGAUAUAUGAGAUGAUAGGAAUAAAAUCAUGUAACAGGGAA
Branchiostoma floridae (Florida lancelet) is the source of this 1649-nucleotide messenger RNA. RefSeq names its product non-neuronal cytoplasmic intermediate filament protein-like. Lineage: Eukaryota; Metazoa; Chordata; Leptocardii; Amphioxiformes; Branchiostomatidae. The transcript is spliced from 7 exons. The record is from RefSeq and is a predicted model, not a curated record. Bases 105 to 1157 code for a protein of 350 amino acids.